AUGACACCAUGGGAAGAGAUCGCAAAAAACAAACGAGCCGAUGUGCUCUCAAAAAUACCAGCCCAAUGGCGUCUGCCAGCAUCGUUCUGCUCCAUGCCAACCAGCACGGACUCGCCAGAUCUUGAUGUCACGACAGAUGAGUUUCUGAGUACGCUUCCGCUUGGGGCGCGACUCAGUACAGAGGAACUCGCUGCUACCGCCGAAACCAGUAUUACCGCAAUCCUGAACAAGUACAGAUCCCAGCAGCUCACAGCUGAGGAGUUAGUCACUGCCUUUUGCCAUCGAGCCGCUAUUAACCACCAGAUGACGGACUCCAUUGCGGAGAUCCGGUUCGAGGAAGCCAUCAAAGAAGCGAAAUCCCAGGAUGCAUACUUCAGAGCUAACAACAAACUCGUAGGGCCACUCCACGGCAUACCGGUUAGUCUCAAAGAUCAACUGAGAGUGGAGGGCUUAGAGACAGCAAUGGGAUAUGUUGGCUGGCUCGGCCGGAAAGAAACUACCGAGACCGAGAGCCUACUGGUCAAGCAGAUCAAGGCUCUGGGGGGAAUAAUCAUCGCAAAGACCCACGUCCCGCAGACAUUGAUGCUAGGUGAAGAGCUCUCAAACCUUCACGGCCCGGGGCUGAAUCCAUACAACCGUCUCCUAUCACCGGGAGGUAGUUCUGGGGGUGAGGGUUCCCUGCUCGCAUCCCGCGGAUCAGUUAUUGGAGUUGGUGCAGAUCAGGGUGGAUCACUUCGGGUGCCCGCCGCUUUCAACAACCUCUUUGGGCUGAAGCCAAGCCAUGGUAGGGUCUCGAGUAAGAGGGUUGCCGCCUCACUCGCAGGCAAGCCAGUAAUCCCGGCUGUUGUAGGGCCAAUGUCGACUAAAAUAGAGAAUCUUAUUCACUUCACAAGAGCUAUCAUCGAAACCGAGGCAUGGCAGUUGGAUCCUACUGUGAUCAACUUGCCCUGGCGUCCAUCAGUCAUUGAACAAGUCAGAGCUCAGGCAUCUGCAGGUGGACUAUGUUUCGCCGUUUUGUCGAACGAUGGACUAGUGAGGCCGCAUCCCCCUGUCGCACGCGGCGUACAGCUCACUGUGGACGCCGCACGCCGAGCUGGCCAUAAGGUCAUUGAGUGGAAGCCACCAAGCCAUCUACUAGGUGGUUGGAUUGGCGGAGAUAUACUAUACGCAGCUACUUACGACGUGCAUGAUGCUCUCAAGUUGAGUGGAGAGCCACUACUUCAAAGCCUCGAGCCCUUAUUUGGCAAGAAGAAGCCAAAUCCGACCAUGAGUCUUCAAGAGUACUAUGAGCUCAUGACCAGGUUCAGAGAGUACCAGGAUCAGUAUGCCGAGUAUUGGGAAUCGACAAAAUCACUGUCUGGCACUGGCCGCCCCGUCGAUGGAAUCAUUGCACCUGUAGCUCCUCAUGCUGCUGUCAGACAUAACUGCUUCUUCAGCUCAAGUUAUACGCUCAUUCACAAUUUGCUCGACCAUGCGGCCGUGACAGUCCCUGUCACCUUUGCCGAUAAAAGCAUGGAUAUCGCUCCCUCGUCCGUAAGCCGCAUGAACGAUAUUGAUGGUAAAAAUUGGAAUUCUUAUGAUGCAGAGAUAUAUCAUGGUGCUCCAGUUGGCAUUCAGGUUGUUGGCCGUAGGCUGGAAGAAGAGAAGGUAUUGGCACUCGGAGAGGUGCUCUCUGAAGCACUCAAGACCGCUGCUACUGACUCUGAGCAAUGAUGAUAGUGGCUAUAUAGGUUUGAAUUUGUUCAGAAACAUGGAUACACAAGAGAAUAUUUUAGUCUACCGG
Molecule: messenger RNA, 1783 nt
Organism: Truncatella angustata
Lineage: Eukaryota; Fungi; Ascomycota; Sordariomycetes; Amphisphaeriales; Sporocadaceae
Product: amidase
Exons: 5
Coding region: 1-1713 (570 amino acids)
Source: RefSeq, a predicted model, not a curated record